Molecule: messenger RNA, 2545 nt
Organism: Puccinia graminis f. sp. tritici CRL 75-36-700-3
Lineage: Eukaryota; Fungi; Basidiomycota; Pucciniomycetes; Pucciniales; Pucciniaceae
Exons: 5
Coding region: 186-2021 (611 amino acids)
Biological process (GO): trehalose catabolic process
Molecular function (GO): alpha,alpha-trehalase activity
Source: RefSeq, a predicted model, not a curated record
AACUCAGUUGAGCCUUUGAUCCAUCAUUAAAUUCCUUUCUCUCUUGAUAUUCCCGAUUAUCGUUCUUCCAACUACGAAAAACUAACCUUCUCCAAAACAAAAGGGCUCAUAGCGACAGGGACAAACACCAACCAGAAAAAAAAAAAACAAGGAAGACGAGAAGGCCGAAAAACGAAGCAUUAAAGAUGCGGUUGAUCACGUUCCAAUCGACGGUAAUUCGGCCGCCGAAAGCGGCGACAUCCGCAUCCCAAGAAGAAGAAGAAGAAGGACGACGAGCGCAGACGAGGGACUUGUUAUCGAGAUUGAUGGGCGAGAUCGGGCUACGAUGGGCGUCACUGAUCCGCUCGAACCUGUCCAUAGUCGACCUCCUUGCGGACCCCAAGCUGCAGCCCAACAACAACAACACGGCCGAGGAUGGUCCCGGCCGGAAGCUUCUGUUGUACAUCCGCUCCUUGCCCGGCUCCCCCGAGACGCUCGCGACGGUCAGACACAGACUCCGGCUGCUCAACCCCGUCGGCGACCUCGACCUUCUCGAGCUCCGCGAACUGCCGGCUGACACGAAGUCGUUCCCUACCCUCGACGACCAUGGCGCACUCUAUCUCCCCUAUCCUUACGUCGUUCCUGGAGGUCGGUUUCAGGAGAUGUAUGCCUGGGAUUCGUUCUUUAUUGCGCUCGGAUUGUUGAGGGAUAACGAGACCCGUCUGGCACGGAACAUGCUCGACAAUUACAUCUACCAGAUUGAGCAUUACGGGACGAUUCUGAAUGGGAACCGGACGUACUAUCUGACGCGCUCCCAACUGCCGUUUCUGACGCCGCUGAUCAAGCGAGUCCUGCCGAGUGUGGGCCGGAGUGUGCGCCAAGCCUGGCUACGCAACGCACUCCGCGCCGCCGAGAAGUACCAUCGUUAUUGGACCUCCGGGGCCCAUCUCACUCCCGCCACCGGCCUCAGUCGCUUCUUCGACUUCGGCCCCCCCGGAAGCUCUCCCCCCGAAAUCAUCCACGAAAAUGACCCCUCUAACGGGGCCUCCGCUUAUCAUCGCGUCAAGAAAUUCUUCAGAGAUCAUUAUCCAAAUGGGAUCCCUGAUUAUGACAUAUCGGAAUAUUAUAACUAUGAGACCGAUGAAUUGACGGCGAAGUUUAUGGACAACGACCGAGCGAUGCGGGAGUCCGGGUUCGACACGUCGCGACGAUUUGGGCCGUUCAAUGCGAAGAUCCUGGACUUCAAUCCGGUCUGUUUGAAUUCGUUACUGUAUCUGAUGGAGAAGGAGAUGAGCGAACUGUAUGGAGAGUUGAAGCCGUGGAGACGGAUGAGUGAGACGGACUUGGUUCGACGGCGGAUGGAGUAUUUGCGACUUGCUAGGGAGCGUCGGGUGUUGAUACAGAGAUACAAUUGGGACGAGGAGCGAGGGCUUUACUUCGAUUAUGAUUAUGUGAGCCAGGCCCGUCGGGAGUAUGUUUUCGGGACGAGCUUCUUACCGUUAUGGACCGGUCUUGCGGAUCAAGAGCAAGCGAGACGGGUGGCGGAGAAGGGUCUGGAAGCGCUAGAGAUCCCUGGUGGAUUGUCGACUUCGGCAACCGUGGUGGGCGACCAAUGGGACAAGCCGUACGUCUGGGCCCCGCUCCAGCUCUUCGCCGUCGACGGCCUCCGCAGAUACGGUCUCCAUACCCCCGCCAAUAGACUCGCCGCUAACUUCGCCUCCAUGGUCCUCAAGUCUUGGAUCGUCUCCGGCCAGCUCUGGGAGAAGUAUGACGGCAUCAAACGCGACCAGUCUGUCGACCUCAAGUUCGGCUAUCCGACCAACGAACCCGGCUUCGGCUGGACUAACGCACUGUUCACCCACUUCUACGACCAACUGAAAGCCGUAGGAAAGCUCGACGACAUUCUCCGCCUCGACGGCCUCCCCAUUCCUCACAACCCACUCCAGACCCCGACCAUCACCGACCCGGAAGAUUGUCCUGAGCUGCUCGAUGAGAUCGAGGCCCGCGACUGGGUCCAAAUCGAUAGUCCCCUGUCUUCCUGAUCUCUUUCUCUCCCACCUUCUCCGUUGAUCAUCUCUUCCUUCUAUAAAGCUUCUCUUUUCUCUCUCUUUACUCUUUGUGAGAAAGACCAAACAGGAGACGGACACCCUGUUCGUGGGUCCCCUCGCUUGGGAAAAUCCUCCUCGUUGUUCUCUUGACUUGCGUCUCCAUCUUGGAUAAACCGUCUUGAUAGUUGUUGUACAAAAGGAAAUCACCCGUCUCAAGACGAUGCUUGGAUAAUAGUAGACCGGCUACAUGAAUCGGAGUUUUAUGUAAUCGGUUGUCAGUAAAUACGAUGAUUGUAUGAUGGUGUUGUAUGUAUAUCCUUUAUUUAUCAUUUGUGUUGUUGUUCUCUAUAUCUUUCUUUUUCUUUUUCAUGUGAUAUACCUCCUCUAUGCUAUAUCUAACUAAAAGUACAUACGUAAUAAUGUUGCACUUCAAUGAUAAUCUUGUGUUUUUCUUUUCAUGUAAAAAUCUCUAUUCGUGUAUAACGAGUUAACCACAUUUGUAAGAGCCGGGAAAAAGA